Molecule: messenger RNA, 729 nt
Organism: Gymnogyps californianus (California condor)
Lineage: Eukaryota; Metazoa; Chordata; Aves; Accipitriformes; Cathartidae
Gene: TSPAN32
Product: tetraspanin 32
Exons: 8
Coding region: 1-729 (242 amino acids)
Cellular component (GO): membrane
Source: RefSeq, a predicted model, not a curated record
AUGGGACUGAGGUGUGGGAUGAGGACCACCAAGUGCCAGCUGCUGGUGACCAGCCUCUGUGUCAUGCUGCUGGGGUUGUCCGUUGCCACGCUGAGCACAGUCACCCAUUACGGGCUCCAUUUCGCCCUCAUCAGCGACAUCUCCCUGGAGAGCAACUCCUACAGGGUCAUCCACCACGCAGCUUUCUACUUUGGGAUCUGCCUCAGCAUGACCCUGAUCCUCGCCGCCCUGCUGAGCUCUGCUGCCACAGUGCGGGAAUCGCAGUGCCUUACUGCCAUGGGAUUUUUCUGUUUUGCCCUGGCCUUCUGUGGAUUGAUCCCAGCUGCAUGCUGGAGAUUCACGCACAGCACGGAGGUGGAAGACAGCAUGAUGGAUGUGUACGAUCUUGUGUACGAGGAAGUGAGGAGGAACACCUCCAGCUUCAGGAGGCAUGAGCUGACUGCCAUCCACGAAGCAUUCCUGUGCUGCGGGAAGCACUCUCCAUUUGGGGACACGGCCAACGUCGAGCGCAAGACGUGCCCACCUGGCCAGGUGCGCGAUGCGGGACAGGACUGCCUGCGAGAGAUCCAGGACUUCCUGAAGAAGCACAUGAACUUCGUCUCCAUGCUCCUGGGUGUCACCAUUGGCUUCACGGUUUACGGGAUGAUCCUGACUUCAUUCCUCUGGUUCUCCAUCCACUUCAGCAGCAACCUGGACCGGAAAGGCAAAUACAUCCUGCGAGAAAGGUAG